Molecule: messenger RNA, 823 nt
Organism: Hyaloscypha bicolor E
Lineage: Eukaryota; Fungi; Ascomycota; Leotiomycetes; Helotiales; Hyaloscyphaceae
Exons: 1
Coding region: 235-795 (186 amino acids)
Source: RefSeq, a predicted model, not a curated record
CACAGAGUCACAGUGGCACCUGGCAUCUGCAUCUGGCACCACAAACCCCCAACUUCCAGAGCUGCGAUGACUGAUUGCCAUGCCUGUGAAGGCCCGAUUGCUGCGUACGCCAGCCUGCCUCAGGCAAAUGCUGUUGCUCGACUGCUGCUGGGCCUUCAGCCCUACCCGGCAGGCGGUCGCUGUCCUGAAUGACUCCGUCCUUGUGUGCUCCACGGGACAGCGUUCCACAUCGCCAUGGCCUCUUCCUCGCGCUCUGCAGUUCGUGCCGAGUACCGACUGCAGCACCUGCUUUCACAUCUAGGAGACGGAAAUGAACCGCGACCCGCCAAGAUUCCCAUUGCCCUUCUUGUCCCACCGACUCGAGGCGGCACAGACGCUGGUGGAACAUCCAUGGAAGACAGCCACACCGAAUUUCUGGCGGCAACCUGCUUCCGCGAGAUGGAACGCCAGUGGGAAGUUAAUCCAAAGUGUCCUGGCCCCUCGCCGCGAUCAAAGCACUCGUCGAUCGCGGGAAACGUUUCAGUCCCUCUUCGCUCAAUUUGCUCAACCGAGUGCGGUCAGAGGGCUGGCAUGGAGGGGGUCACUUGGCUGUUCUCCGUCUGCAUCCUCUACAUCCGGAUGAAGCUACAACUUCGUCCCCACGACAAUUCGUUAUCAGCUCGAUCAGAUCUGCAUGCCUAUCGGUCUAAAUUCGAGCACGUUCGGCCGCCGUCAGAGGAAGUGACGGACUUAGCCAUCGUGGAUGCAAUCAUCCCCCUGGUGGUCAACUCCGCGACAAUUUGUCACCUCCCUUGAUGUUCCUUGAAUAGAUACAAUAUCACGG